AUGGGUGGCCUGGCUGCGGCCAUCGCAAUUGUCCGAGCAGGAGCAAGAGUCACCUUGCUGGAGGCUGCCAAAGAGUUGGGUGAGAUUGGAGCUGGAAUCCAAGUCUUUCCGAACGUCUCUCGUCUCCUUAUCCGGUGGGGAGUGGACGAGCUCAUUGGGAGGAACCUCGUCCUGGUCGAUGAGAUCAAUACCUGGAGCGCCGACAACCAGUUGAUAGCGCGUUUCGAUCCAAAAGUGGGCGCAAGACAGGCAGGAUUCCCCCACUGGCUCGUCCGAAGAGACCAUUUGCAUGCAGGACUCACCGAAUGCGCCCGCCGCCACGGUGUCGAGUUGAUUGUCGGGUCGCGGGUUGAGAUACUUAAGCACUCCAAUGACUCUGUCACAGUCACAACAACCCAAGGUGUCGAGCAUACAUUUGACCUGCUAGUUGGAUCUGAUGGUAUCAAGUCCACCAUUCGGCAUGCAUUGUUCCCAGGUGUGGUUCCGCAAGCUGCAUCGACAGUUGCUGCAUUCCGUGGAAUCCUCUCCUACGAAGAAGUCUUUGCCAAGGUACCAGAGGCAAGGCAACUCCUGAGAAACAGCAUGGACGGUUGGAUCGGUCCGAACGGUUACAUCUUGCUGUACCCAUUGACGGCAGGCACCGAGUUAAAUGUCGUAACACUUUUCCAGAUGGACCAUAUUGUGAAAGUCCCCGAAGUCAUGGAGCUCGGCGAAUUUCGCAAGCUAUACAGGGACUGGAACCCUAUCGCUCGUGAGAUCCUCGAGCUGGUCAAUUACACACAAAAAUGGCCGUUGCUUGUGUUACCUCCGAUGAAGACAUGGUCGAAUGAACACAAAAAUGUCGUCCUACUUGGCGAUGCAGCUCACUGUAUGCAGAACCACAUGGCGCAAGGGGCGGCAACCGCUAUGGAAGACGGCGCUUUCCUCGGCACCGUCAUCGGCGAAGUCGUUCGUGGUAUGAUCAGCCUGCCUGAAGCGACUGACCUGUACGAGAAAAAAAGGAUUCCACGGGCCUGGGUGAAGCAACAAGCCUCAUUCGUGUCCGGCACCAUCAAUAUGGCUGUGAAUGAGGCUGCAGAGAGGAGAAACAAGGCCUCUGCUCCGGAGGUCAAAUGCUGGGACAGAAACGUCGUCCACCCAAGCGACCUGUUGCCUCCCACUUACCGGUCGUGGCAGAUGUAUUGUGCUCCUGCAAGUGUGCCAGGAAUACUAUAUUAUGACCCGGAGGGGGAUGCUGACAAUGCGGUCUGUGAGUACUUGCAAAGUAAGACGGAAAUGGACCCAACCACUCUAGUUACCAAAGGCCUCUGGGAGAAAUGGUGGGGAGUCAUUGACAAUAACGGGAUCGGGGCAGACGAAGAGAGGUCGGCGGAGGCUGAUCGGGAGUUGACUCAGAUCUGA
Capronia coronata CBS 617.96 is the source of this 1401-nucleotide messenger RNA. RefSeq lists its product as uncharacterized. Gene Ontology annotation, molecular function: monooxygenase activity; FAD binding. The transcript is spliced from 3 exons. Bases 1 to 1401 code for a protein of 466 amino acids. The record is from RefSeq and is a predicted model, not a curated record. NCBI's taxonomy places the organism in Eukaryota, Fungi, Ascomycota, Eurotiomycetes, Chaetothyriales, Herpotrichiellaceae. Gene Ontology annotation, biological process: secondary metabolite biosynthetic process.